AUGAGCCAAGAAAAUAUUUGUGAAAUCACCCAGUUCCUGUAUUUUGGCAAAUAUCGACUUAACACCAAAACAUCCCCAGCAACCAACCAGGCACCUGGCCCGGAGGAAAAGGGGAAAGCUGGUAAUGCCAAGAAGGCUGAGGAGGAGGAGGAAAUCGAUAUUGAUCUGACAGCACCAGAAACAGAGAAGGCUGCCUUGGCCAUUCAGGGCAAGUUCCGGCGAUUCCAGAAAAGGAAAAAGGAUCCCAGCUCCUGAGAAGCCAGUCUUGCUCCCCUCUCCCCGCUUCUCCACAGCUCUGACUCCUGUGUAUUUGUCUCUUUGUCCCUCUAGUCUCUCAUUGAGGCAAGUUUAACCAUAUAUAUUAUGUUCCCUGCCCCCCACAAGCCAUCACAGUAGUAGAGACAAAAGGAACCUGGGGAAGAUGAAUUCCACUGGCAGCCACUUGCCUAAGAGUGCAACAGUUUCUCCUCUUCGGGAUGGGUUCCUUACUAAUCCCCAUGUAUGCCCUAUGGGGCUGAAUCGCAAGAGACUUCGGGGUUGCUAGACGGACCCCUGACAAUGUGGGAAGGGGAAUGCCUUCAAGAAGGGUGCUCAGGGUGGGGCCUAUGUACUGUUCUGUGGGGAACACCUCCCUCCUCACACCCCCUGUACCACAUCCUCUGACUUCCCUCCUAGGAGCUAAGCCACAGUGGGGACCAGAGCCUCCCUUUCCCCCUGGGCAAGCCUAAAUCAAACAGCUUACACAUUAGUGCAUGCAAAUUAGAUUAGUUCCAAGGAAGGGAGAGACAAAGGAAAGUUUCCUCCAACAUCUAGUCUAGGACCAUGAGGGGCAGAGGUGGAAGAGGUUCAGGGGGUCACAGACAGAAAAAUGGGAACUUGGGUAGAUUUGGGGAUGACCGCAAAGUGAAGAGGGGAGGUCUCUGGAGACACAAGUUACUGCCAGUGCAAGUGUACAUUAUGAGGAUUCUUGGGGCUUUGCUGACCUGCCUGCCUCUAACAAAUCCCACUCCCUGCCUCAGUCUAGCCAUCCUCAAAGGCCACACCAACCAAGUGAUCCCUGUAGUGCCCACAUGCCCCUGUGCCCCCACCCCAUGGAGUCAGGGCACAAGUGGAAUAUUCUUUGUGGUUUUAGCAUGUUUAAUAAUUAUAAAAAUAAAAAGAGC
This is a messenger RNA of Condylura cristata (star-nosed mole), 1163 nucleotides long. RefSeq names its product Purkinje cell protein 4 like 1 (gene PCP4L1). NCBI's taxonomy places the organism in Eukaryota, Metazoa, Chordata, Mammalia, Eulipotyphla, Talpidae. The record is from RefSeq and is a predicted model, not a curated record. The transcript has 3 exons. Bases 1 to 255 code for a protein of 84 amino acids.